Messenger RNA from Tachysurus vachellii, 2726 nucleotides. RefSeq lists its product as uncharacterized. Gene Ontology annotation, biological process: protein polyubiquitination; negative regulation of translation; proteasome-mediated ubiquitin-dependent protein catabolic process. Lineage: Eukaryota; Metazoa; Chordata; Actinopteri; Siluriformes; Bagridae. The transcript has a single exon. Gene Ontology annotation, molecular function: protein binding; translation repressor activity; ubiquitin protein ligase activity. The record is from RefSeq and is a predicted model, not a curated record. Bases 68 to 2692 code for a protein of 874 amino acids.
CAGGACACCUUCAAUUUAGAAACCAUUACAUUACACUUCAAAGUCCCAAAUAUCCAUCAGUGCAGUGAUGUUUCCUGUGUCUCCAUUAAGCAGCAAGGCUUCUCCUAGUACUUCCCUUCUAUCUUUACUUACUCCAGUGGAACAGUCAGAUUCUGAAGGUGUAGAGAACCAAAAACAGUGUACCAUGGUUUCCUCCCUUCCCUUGCCCUGUUGGGCCACCCAGGCCCUCUGUGAUUUAGCAGUUAGUGAAACAGAGCUCAGGCGACUUCGGGAGCGGCAGGCAGUUGAGGCUGAGAUAGCGGGCAGAGCAGUGGAACGUGCUCUGCUUGGAGCACAAAGAGAGGAACGUCGCCUCUUGGAAAGAGUGGAGCAGGAUCAUCGGGAUUUACAGCGCAGACUGGAGCAGUUGCAAAGGGACAAUGCAGCAGCUAUCAGAGUUGGACAAGCACUUAUGGAGCAGCGCUUGCAUAAAAUUUGUCAGUUACGAGAUCGAAUUAAAAAAACUGCAAAUGGAGACAAAGUUGGGGGUGAAGUAGACCAGAAGUAUGAUUUGCUUCUUAAAAGUGUUGCAGAGCUUCUUCAGCCAUGGGAAAUUUCACUUGCUCUGAAACGUGUUUCGUUCAAGCCCAGUGCCCAACCAAAUGCUGUCACGUUCGGUGAGAUCACGGUGCAGGACCACACUGUUAAUCUCCCUGUUGGUGCUUGUGGAUUACAGGGACAGCUAUGUUCCCUUCAUGCCUCUUGUGGGCAGUGUGAUAAAUGGACAGAACCUGGAACAGUAGGUAGGAGCAUGCCUGAUGGAGCAGGGCCUGGACAUAGCCAAGUUCAACUUUCAUCAGAUAGUUGUGGGAACCAGAGGGCUAUCCGAAAAAUCAAACUGUCAGCCCAAAGUGAUGAAGAAUCUGGUGUGAAAGAUGUGAAACCACUGUCACUACAUAUGGGCCACUGGCCCCCAAAACUUGUCCCCAGUGCACAUGAAUCAUCACAGGAGGAAGAGUGUGAAUCACCCACAUCUGAAUCCAAAGGAGAUGGGCUUUUCCUGGCUGUACCAGCAUUGCUUAACAACAUAGAGUUAGAAGAAGAAUUUGUGUGUCAGCAAAAUGGAUCAAUUCAGUCUCUUGCUUCAGAAGCAGCAAGGAACCAGCUGGAACCUCUAUCCUCAGAAAGAGAAUAUCAGCAACAGAGAGCUCCUUUCUUAUUCAACCAGUGUGAAGAUCCAAAGGUGGAUAGGAGGCAACAAAACUCCUUCAAGGGAAGAUCUCGAAUUAGCUCAAUGCCAUGCCCAAGAAGCCAUAGAGAUCCCAAAUCUAGUCACAUUUGCCAGGAUUUGCCAUCACAUGACCUUCCAUUGUCUCACUUUGCUACAUCCUUUGAUGAUCAUGGAUACAACCGUAGUCCUUCUCCUGCUGAGAGUGUUGAUUCUGGAUACACGUUCAUUCUCAGCUCUUCUAAAAACUUUACCACUCCAAAUCACAGACUCUCUAGGUCCAGUAGUGAGCUUUCUCAUAUACUCUUCAAUGGCAAAGACCAAUCAAGCAAGCGGAAGGCCAAUAGGCACCAGCAAUCCUCAGCAUCACAGACUAAAUAUGGCCUUAGUCAUGGAAAUUAUUCAGAAAAUGAACACCCACAACAUAAAAGACAGUCUUGGGGAGUUUCACGUUCACUGUCUAUGUCAGGCAUUGAUCGAUCCUCCCAAGAAAGACUAAAUCAACAUGUAUGCACUGGGUCUAAGCGCAAGGAUGGGUUCAGGCUCUGGGGAGAAAGAAGUGAACCAGCCCUGUUGGAAUUUGAAGAGGAUGCCCAGAGAUUGAAAGCAGACGAAAUGCGUCUUAUUCGGCAAUUUGGUAAACAGGGCUCAGGACGUUCAGACCUUACUCUGCCAAGUGGUGUCCAUGUUACAUCUCAGGGUCAGCUUUUCUUGGUGGAUUGUGGGAAUGCCCGUGUUCAGGUAUUUGAUCAGUAUGGUAAUGUUUUUCAGCAAGUGACUUCCCCAAAUAAUGACCCUAGAAGCUCAUCAGGAUGCUGCCGCAAUUACUUUGAUGUGGCUGUUAAUUCCAAAGGGCUCAUUGCUCUGAGCUGUGCAGCUGAACGAGCCCUGCUCAUUUUUAAUCGACAUGGACGACUCCUGCAAACCUUUGGAGGGGGACCUUAUAUUGCAGGGGUGCCACGGGAUGAGUUGGAAGCACCCAGGGGAGUAACAGUGACUCAGAAGGAUGAAUUCCUUGUUGCAGAUAUUCGUAAAGGCACAUUAACUUCUCUGAGACUUGAGCCAAAAACUGGCUCAAGACUAGAGCGCACUUUAGUUACUGGAUUUCACAGACCUUACCUCGUGACCGCAUGUCUACACACUGGUCUUUUGGCAGUAUCUGAGCGAGGCAGUGAGGAAGGUCGACAUCCAUGUGUGAAGGUUCUGGGACCUGACUGGAAUGUUCUGCGCAUCCUGGGAGUUUGUUCUAGCAUGGGGCCUGUUCUCACCAGCCCCUGGGGACUCUGCAUUGACAGCAACGGAGCCGUGCUAGUAGCAGAUUGGGCAGAGCAGCAUUGUGUGGUGCUAUACCCACCAGAAGGUAAAGGUAGAGUAAUGAUUACUGAGGGACUAAGUAACCCCCGAGGCCUUGCCUUGCUACCCAAUGGAUUCUUAGUAGUGUCAGACAGUAUGCACCACUGCAUCAAGGUAUACCAGUACAAAUAAAUAAUUACUUCAAAACAAAUAAAAAGCUGUGGCU